Molecule: messenger RNA, 357 nt
Organism: Labrus bergylta (ballan wrasse)
Lineage: Eukaryota; Metazoa; Chordata; Actinopteri; Labriformes; Labridae
Gene: snorc
Product: secondary ossification center associated regulator of chondrocyte maturation
Biological process (GO): cartilage development
Source: RefSeq, a predicted model, not a curated record
AUGGUUCACAGCAGCUGGAUCCGCAGAUUACUCCUCCUGGUUCUCCUCGGCCUCUCCUCGGUGGCCUUCGUACACACAGAGACCGUUGCAGACCCUGCCUCAACAACCAGGGACAACCAGGAUACCAUGUCUGGGGAGAUGCCCAGUGACGUCACCACCAAAGACCCUCUCCAGGACAUGACUGAGCCGUCCUUCACCUACGACUACGAGGACUCCACACACUCCCAGGCCAUGGACGAGGAGGAAGGGGUGCUGGGGCCAGGGGCCAUCACAGCCAUCGUGAUAGCUGUCUUCCUGGGAGCGUCCGUGCUCCUCGCCCUCAUUGUCAUCACACUCAGGAAGUUCACUGCCUCCUAG